Molecule: messenger RNA, 6919 nt
Organism: Syngnathus typhle (broad-nosed pipefish)
Lineage: Eukaryota; Metazoa; Chordata; Actinopteri; Syngnathiformes; Syngnathidae
Gene: kcnma1a
Product: potassium large conductance calcium-activated channel, subfamily M, alpha member 1a
Exons: 33
Coding region: 55-4155 (1366 amino acids)
Biological process (GO): transmembrane transport; potassium ion transport
Cellular component (GO): postsynaptic membrane
Molecular function (GO): large conductance calcium-activated potassium channel activity
Source: RefSeq, a predicted model, not a curated record
UAUGGCUGGUGAGUGGGGCUGGGGACGCCGGCCAAGGCUCUCCAAGGCUCCCCCAUGCUAGCCGAGGCGGAUGGCACGCUCCCCCAUGGCAGCGCCAGCUCUAUGAGGACAAGCGAUAGCGACCCUCCGCCGCCCAAAGCCGCCGCCGCCGCCGCCGACUCCUCCAUCCUCAUCUUCAAGAUGCAAGACGUCGUCAUUCCCUUCUCGUCCGAGGUGCCCUGUGACAAUAAUGGGCAGCGCAUGUGGUGGGCGUUCCUCGCCUCCUCCAUGGUGACCUUCUUCGGGGGGCUCUUCAUCAUCCUGCUGUGGAGGACCCUCAAGUACCUGUGGACCGUGUGCUGCCACUGCAACGUUAAAAGCAAGGAGGCUCAGAAAGUGAACAACCCCGCCAACAAUCAGGCAGCAGAUAGCGCGCUAAAGGGUCCUGAUGAGAAGACGGAAGAGGUCCCGGCCAGUGAGGUGGGAUGGAUGACUUCGGUCAAAGACUGGGCCGGCGUUAUGAUCUCUGCCCAGACUCUCACCGGCAGAGUUCUGGUGGUGUUAGUAUUUGCACUCAGCAUCGGGGCCCUUGGAAUAUACUUUAUAGACUCCUCAGACCCUAUAGAAUCAUGCCAGAACUUCUACAAAGACUUCACGUUACAGAUCGACAUGGCCUUCAACGUCUUCUUCCUCCUUUAUUUCGGUCUGCGGUUUAUAGCGGCCAACGACAAACUGUGGUUCUGGCUGGAGGUCAACUCGGUGGUGGACUUCUUCACUGUCCCUCCCGUCUUCGUGUCCGUUUACCUGAACAGAAGCUGGCUCGGUUUAAGAUUCCUGAGAGCGCUCAGAUUGAUCCAGUUCUCGGAAAUCUUACAGUUUUUGAAUAUCUUGAAAACAAGCAAUUCCAUAAAGCUGGUGAACCUGUGUUCCAUCUUCAUAAGCACAUGGCUCACCGCUGCAGGAUUCAUACAUUUGGUGGAAAACUCAGGGGAUCCUUGGGAAAACUUCCAAAACUUCCAGUCACUCUCUUAUUGGGAAUGUGUCUACUUACUGAUGGUGACCAUGUCCACAGUGGGAUACGGGGAUGUCUAUGCAAAAACCACCUUGGGGCGCCUGUUCAUGGUCUUCUUCAUCCUCGGUGGUUUGGCCAUGUUUGCCAGCUACGUCCCUGAAAUCAUAGAGUUAAUAGGAAACCGCAAGAAAUACGGUGGUUCCUAUAGUGCAGUUAAUGGGAGAAAGCAUAUUGUGGUCUGUGGUCAUAUUACCCUCGAAAGUGUCUCCAACUUCCUCAAAGACUUCCUACACAAGGACAGGGAUGAUGUCAAUGUAGAAAUUGUUUUUCUCCAUAAUAUUUCCCCUAAUCUUGAGCUGGAAGCCUUGUUCAAACGCCAUUUUACACAAGUAGAGUUCUACCAGGGAUCUGUGCUCAAUCCUCACGACCUGGCUCGAGUCAAGAUUGAGUCAGCAGAUGCCUGUCUCAUCUUGGCCAAUAAAUACUGCGCUGAUCCUGAUGCUGAAGACGCCUCCAACAUCAUGAGGGUCAUCUCCAUCAAGAACUACCAUCCUAAAAUCAGAAUAAUAACACAGAUGCUUCAGUAUCACAAUAAGGCCCAUCUGCUGAACAUUCCGAGCUGGAAUUGGAAGGAGGGCGACGAUGCCAUCUGCCUGGCCGAGCUGAAAGCGGGCUUCAUCGCCCAGAGCUGCCUGGCCCAGGGCCUGUCCACCAUGCUGGCCAACCUCUUCUCCAUGAGGUCCUUCAUUGAGAUCGAGGAGGACACCUGGCAGAAAUAUUAUCUGGAGGGCGUGGCUAACGAGAUGUACACAGAGUAUUUGUCCAGUGCUUUUGUGGGCCUCACCUUCCCCACCGUGUGCGAACUGUGUUACGUGAAGCUGAAGCUGUUGCUCAUUGCCAUCGAGUACAAGUCCGAGCAGAGAGAGAGCAGAAGCCGAAAGCGUAUCCUCAUCAAUCCGGGCAACCAUGUGAAGAUGCAGGAAGGAACGCUGGGCUUUUUUAUCGCCAGCGAUGCAAAGGAAGUCAAGAGAGCUUUUUUCUACUGUAAAGCUUGUCACGACGACAUCACCGACCCCAAGCGGAUCAAAAAGUGCGGCUGCAAACGACCCAAAUAUAAGUAUAACGGAUAUGUCAGAUCACCAGAUGGCGCUACAACACCAGGGAACAGUGGAAGCCAAAAAGAGACUGGUGUUCGAUUCAAAGCUGAUUGCAAUUUAGUAACGGAUGACGUUAGAGCGUCUUUUCAAAAACGAUCCGUUAAAACCAGCGCCGGCUGCCCUUCCACCGCCAUCACCUCAAACGCUUUGUCGCCCAACGCCCUGCAAAGCAACCAGAACGCCUCGGUUAAGCCAGGCGCCAUCAACGUCCCCCUUGUUAAUAACCGUAAAGGAAGUCUGCUUCCCACGCCUGCGGCCCGCCAUACCAAACUGCGCCUGAGUAUCUCGGUGCCAGAAGACGCCAGAUCCUUGGCGGAGAGUCGGCUGAACCGGGCCCGCAGUCUGCCGGUGAAAUACCGCUACCACCCCAGUAAUGCCAUGCUGCACAGUCACAGUAGCCACUUCGAAGACGAGCAUCCGUCGACGCUGUCGCCCCAAAAAAAGCAGCGCAACGGAGGGAUGCGCAACUCGCCCAACUGCUCUCCCAAAAUGAUGAGUAGACACGACCCUCUUCUCAUACCUGCUAAUGAACAAAUGGAAAACAUGGACAUGAAUGUGAAGAGGUAUGACUCCACCGGGAUGUUUCACUGGUGCCCAUCAAAAGACAUCGAAAAAGUCAUCCUGACUCGAAGUGAAGCCUCCAUGACGGUACUGAGUGGCCAUGUGGUGGUCUGUAUAUUUGGAGAUGUCACGUCCGCUUUAGUGGGGCUGCGAAACUUGGUGAUGCCUUUAAGAGCCAGCAACUUUCAUUAUCAUGAACUCAAGCCCAUCGUUUUUGUGGGCUCGCUGGACUAUCUGCGGCGAGAGUGGGAGACGUUACACAACUUCCCCAAGGUCUCCAUCUUGCCUGGUACGCCAUUAAGUCGAGCCGAUUUAAGGGCUGUCAACAUCAACCUCUGCGACAUGUGCGUAAUACUGUCAGCCAAUCAGAACAAUAUCGAGGAUGCCUCGCUGCAAGAUAAAGAAUGCAUCUUGGCGUCACUCAACAUCAAGUCUAUGCAGUUUGAUGACAGCAUUGGGGUCUUGCAGGCUAAUUCCCAAGGUUUCACGCCUCCUGGAAUGGACAGGUCAUCUCCAGACAGCAGUCCAGUACAUGGCUUUGUGCGUCAGGCUUCCGUCACCACCGGCUCCAACAUCCCCAUCAUCACAGAAUUAGUCAACGACUCAAACGUUCAGUUUCUGGACCAAGACGACGACGACGACCCCGACACCGAGCUGUACCUCACUCAGCCCUUUGCUUGCGGUACCGCCUUCGCCAUCAGCGUCCUCGACUCCCUGAUGAGCGCUACUUAUUUCAACGACAACAUCCUCACACUGAUCAGGACUCUGGUCACCGGAGGAGCCACGCCAGAGCUGGAGGCCCUCCUCGCCGAGGAGAACGCUCUGCGUGGAGGCUACAGCACGCCGCAGACGCUGGCCAACAGAGACAGGUGUCGCGUGGCCCAGCUCGCCCUCUACGACGGGCCCUUCGCUGACUUGGGGGACGGUGGCUGCUAUGGGGAUUUGUUCUGCAAAGCACUCAAAACGUACAACAUGCUGUGUUUUGGAAUCUACAGAUUGAGAGACGCUCAUCUAAGUAUACCAAGCCAGUGUACAAAACGAUAUGUGAUCACCAACCCACCGUACGAGUUUGAGCUGGUGCCCACAGACUUGAUCUUCUGCCUCAUGCAGUUCGACCACAACGCGGGCCAGUCCCGAACCAGCUUGUCCCACUCGUCCCACUCCUCUCAUUCCUCCAGCAAGAAGAGCUCGUCCGUUCACUCCGUCACAGCCUCCAACCGGCAGAACCGCAGCAGUAAAACCCGGGAAGCUCGCGACAAACAAAAUGCAACAAGGAUGAAUAGAAUGGGCCCAGAAAAGAAAUGGUUUACAGAUGAACCGGACAACGCCUACCCGCGGAACAUUCAGAUCAAGCCCAUGAGCACUCACAUGGCCAACCAAGUCAACCAGUACAAAUCCACAAGUAGUCUAAUUCCCCCCAUCCGAGAAGUCGAAGACGAAUGCUGAACCGCUUUUAACGUUUUGGCUGGCCCGCUCAGCGGACGUCUUGGAGUCAUGAUGACGAGGACAAUAAGAACUGGACAGGGAACCAAACUGGCCCUGCUAUGUGUAUACCUUUAAUGUUACUUCCAUGCUCUUUGGACUUUGUUUUAUUUAUUGAUGUAUCAAUAGAGAUGUACAUAAUGACAAUCAAAUAAGGCAUUGUACAGACCCCCACCUCCCCCCUAGCACUUUUUGGGAAUUAUUAUUUGAAGAGUCGACGAGAGCGAACAAGAGAGGGAGAGAAGGAGAAAAAGUACUUCCUGUAACGCUUUGCAAUAGUUGACUAAGGGUGACCGGAGGACGAGGCUCGCGUCAUUGCCCCAAAGAUCCCACCGGAUGCGACUCUUCCAGCCAGCCGGGCUCACGGUUCUCCAUCUUGUGUACUUCUGUUCUAUUUGCACUAAAAAAAAAAAGGAAGAAACGACAACACGGUGACGUUAACGAGGAACUGUGACUACGAAGGGGGCUAUCAUGCAAAUCAUUUCAUCCGGAGGGUCGUCUGAAUGAAGAAACAGCCAAGUAGCCUCGGAAGGUCGACGUUGCAUCCCAACCGUGACCCCACCACGUUUGAGCAACAAAAGCAGCAGCAGCAGCAGCAGCUUUCGGGAUCACAAAAAAUACAUUUAAAAAAAAGAAUUGCCACGUAUCGCGUAAAGGUGGGCGCCAACCGGGUCCUCCUCUGACCUACUCGAGACUGCCUGGCACGGGGUUGGCACGGCGGCGCUCGGAUGUUCUCCGUCGCCAAUCCCAGAUGCUUCGAUGAAAUCAAAAAACACUCUCAGGAGUGUAGCUGCUUUGCGCUGGGCUGCUCAAGGAAAAGCUCAAACCUGGUUGGGCGGAGAUGCAACGGCUCGUGGUUUUCCCAUUUCCCAAAACGUACGGCCUUCACAAUAGAGGCAAAAAAGCUAGACGAUUACAUCGCAUUGCUUUCCGCCCCGCCCGACAUCUAUGCUUUUAUCAAAAGAGUAUUUUUUUAACUGGCUAACGACGCCAUCUUCAGCCUGGCAGCUCGCCCCUGCACAAGCUGAAACCGAAGCGGACGAAUAAGCACCCUUAGCUACAAACACGCGGACUGAACAAAUGGUUUAAGAGUAACGGAUCUAAAUGUAUAUCUACAAGACUAAUAACAAUAAUAGAUGAUAGCGUCGCUUCCUCCGACUGCGUUUGACCUAAAUUAGGUCCCGAGACGAAAGAAAGUGCACACUAUUGCAAAGUGUGACCACGUCGGUUGUUUUUCGUGCGUGUGCCUGUGUAUGUUUAUUUUGUGUUCAUUUCUUCGGUUGAUUUGACAAAUUACAAUUUAAAAGAAAGAGAGAAAUUGUUGCCGCGUCUCUCGUCUAUAGGCUGUAAACCAAGUCGUACGUGGAGAAGAACAUGAUAUUGUGCUGUCGGUGUUUGUGUAAAUUCAAGCCCAUCUACUUAUACGGUAUAGACGCUCGUUUCUUUUAUCGGAGCUAAAAAGCACGCCAGGAAAAGCUUUAAUGUCCGUCUAUUGGCUGUGGUGCAACUAUACUGAAGCCUCAUGCGCAUUGUCCUGAAGUGAACUUUGAACUGUGAUCACAUCGUCGUCACACUUGUAGCAAAUAGAUUUCGCAGAGAACAAAAAAAAAAGAAAAGAGAAUAUUCCGAAAUUGGAUUCCUAUUUGAUCAUAGCAGCAACAUGGAAUCAAGAUGGCAAGCUAGCACCAAUCUGAGAGAACAUGCUUAAUUUUCCUGCCUUUUAUGACCCCCGUCCGUCUUCACACAGCGUUAACAUUCCAUUUUGGGCGUCUUUUUGUUUACAGAUGUUUUUCUUUUCUUCUGAGGUUCUUAAAUAUAAUCACAAUAUCACACGCUUUACGCUGCAAACCGAAUUGAACAUGACUCCACCGAUGAAUGCAAUAUUUGUCUGAUUUUUUGUUGAUUGUGAGGCUUUUUAUUUUCCCAACGCGUCUCCUUGUCAGGCGUCUGCUCUGUGGUUUCUUUUUCUGUUUGUUUUUGAAGUGCCAUGAAGCGUUGUAGAUGAGCAUCCUUCAGUCAUUCAGGGACACAAGCUCGCUUUCCGUUCAUUUUUCACUGUGACGUUGUUGUCUUGCACCGGUGUGGAGAACAUCCGAAUCAUCUGCGCCUCUAUGCCGGUGCAGUGCCAGGCAGCGCUCAAAGGUCAAGAGGAGGGCCCGGGUCAAGCCCAACUAUUCGCGACAAGUGGCAUUAGGCGUAUUUCGUUGGGAUUAGAGUACAGAUGACUGAACGAUGCACACGUUGUCCACUUAAGCCAUCGUCAUGUGACUGACUGUACAUUGCACUUCAUGAGUUGAUCUAUUUUUGCUGUAAAGGAAUGGUUAGAUGAACUUAUUUGCUGGGAGUUGUACUAGCUCUAAUAUAUCACACAUACAGAGACUGGAGUUGGGUCUCAAGUCUUAAGUAAUGCAUUGAAGUUUGCAUUUUUUUUUUGUUGUUGUCGUCGUUCUUUUCAUCAUUUAAAGAAGGAUUUCAGGCAUCACGUCGUCGUCGUCGCCGUCCACCGCAGCAAAUCGGGAGUUUGACAAAGCAGUCUAUUUGUUUUGGAUGUGGUCUAGACAUGAUGGAUUAUUUUGAUGGUGCUGAGUUGAUCUACCUGACUCUGUCAAAUAUAAUCUGCUGAUAAUUAUACUGUCUUGUACAAAAUGUUUGUACAUAGAUUGUACAUGGUUUCUUUUUGUAUUUUUCUCAAAUUAAAAUGGAUGUAUUUGUGUUCUAAACCGGAAAA